AUGAGAUCACAAAGUCUUUAGAAAACAUCAGAUACUUACAAAUUUUCUGUUAAUUUUGUCAUUCCUAUGAGAAAAAGACAUGUUUUUUAGCUUUCAACAGGAAAAAAUCUCUUAGGAUUUACUCCAAAUGAGGUGCAAUAAUCAAAAAGAGAAAUUUUACAAUAAAAUCAAUAAAGAUAGUUAGAGAAGCAAAAGUUAUUUGGAACCUCUAGUAACUAUUAUCGUAAGUAAUAAAUUGUAUUGUUAUUCACAUAUUCUUAGCAUAAUUUGAUUAUUUCAAAUAAUGUUUAAGACGAUUAUAAUAAAAAAAUAUAAAAUAGNUCUUAAAAAUCUAGAGAACGAAAUCAAACAUUUCAUUGUGGACAACCUUAAUAAAGUAAAUUUCUUAAAGAAUUAAUGCAAAAAGUUUAUUCUAGAAAUAAUCCAAUCAAAAAACCCUACAAGAUUAGUGAAUUUGAAAAAAAAUAAUUAAGUCUUUUAAGUAAUAUAUAUUAUAAUAUUAAUAGUUGGAAAGGCUAAAAAAUAAAAAUCGUUGCAUUGUUGA
This is a messenger RNA of Paramecium pentaurelia, 544 nucleotides long. NCBI's taxonomy places the organism in Eukaryota, Ciliophora, Oligohymenophorea, Peniculida, Parameciidae. The record is from the annotation of a GenBank genome assembly.